Molecule: messenger RNA, 2184 nt
Organism: Lodderomyces parapsilosis
Lineage: Eukaryota; Fungi; Ascomycota; Pichiomycetes; Serinales; Debaryomycetaceae
Exons: 1
Coding region: 1-2184 (727 amino acids)
Source: RefSeq, a predicted model, not a curated record
AUGCAGUUAUCAAAUAUUCUCGCUUUUUCCACUUGGAUCGUGAUUGGUUCCACUUUUGCCAUUAGACGCCGUGAUACAACGUCUGGUGCUCCAUCCCUUUCAGUUGAUUUACCCCCAGGAACAACAACUAGUUCAGUACCACCAGUUUCAUUGCCAUCACCUAUCUCAAGUGACACUGUACCACCAGUUUCGUUUCCUUCACCAAUUUCAACUGACACAAUUCCACCAGUCUCAUUGCCAUCACCCAUUUCAAGCGAUUCUGUUCCACCAAUCUCAUUACCUUCACCCAUUUCAAGUGAUUCUGUUCCACCAAUCUCAUUACCGUCACCCAUUUCAAGUGAUUCUGUUCCACCAAUUUCAUUACCGUCACCCAUUUCAAGCGAUUCUGUUCCACCAAUUUCUUUACCAUCGCCAACGUCGAUUUCUUUUAGUUCAUCUCCAACAUUUUCGUUACCAACAUUGACUGCAUCUAUCCCAACGGUUUCCUUCAGUGAUUCAGUUGCUCCACCUGGUUCAGAGCCACCUACAGAUAGCCCAACAACUGAUGAUUCUCAUCCAACUCACUCAUGGCCCUCUCACUCGUGGCCCUCUCACUCAUGGCCUUCACACUCGUGGCCAUCACACUCAUGGCCAUCACACUCGUGGCCAUCACACUCAUGGCCAUCACACUCGUGGCCAUCACACUCAUGGCCAUCACACUCGUGGCCAUCACACUCAUGGCCAUCACACUCAUGGCCAUCACACUCGUGGCCUUCACAUUCACACUCCCCCCCACCAGAUGAAUCAACCACUACUGUCACAACCACAGAAAUAACAACUACUACUUGUCACCAAGACAAGUGCCAUCCAACUACCAUCACUACUGGUGUCACAACAAUCACAAAAACUGAUACUACAUAUACCACUUGGUGCCCUAUUGAAACAGAGACAAUUACGGUUCCUUCAACCACAAUUGAAACAACCUGUAUCACUAUCACUGAAUGUGACCACCAUGGAUGUACUACUAAGCCGGUGACAACGGGUGUGACCACCGUCACUGAAACUGAAACUACAUACACGACAUGGUGCCCAAUUCCCACAGAAACUGUUACUAUUCCAGAGACCACAAUUGUGACAAUAACUGAGUGUGAGUACGACCAAUGUACCACCAAGCCAGUCACUACUGGUGUCACUACAAUCACAGAGGUUGAAACAACUUAUGUCACUUGGUGUCCAUUGCCAACUGAAACAGUGACUAUACCAGAAACAACAAUCGUUACUGUGACAAAAUGUGAGAACGACGUAUGUACAACAGUCCCUGUUACCACUGGUGUAACUACAAUUACGGAAAUUGAAACGACAUACACCACUUGGUGUCCAUUACCUACCACGGACACAAUAACAAUUCCGGAAACCACCGUUGUCACUGUGACAUGGUGUGAUUAUGGCGAAUGUACCACUGCUGAAGUUACCACUGGUAUAACCACAGUUACCGACGAUUGGACAACCUACACCACGUGGUGUCCAAUAACGACCACCACCACAACUGAGCAUCCUCCUCCACCACCGCCUUCAUCAGUUCCAUCACAACCACCGGAAGAGACGACUGAAACUGAGAUCCAAACAACCACAAUAACCAUCACUUCUUGUUCAGACUACGAAUGUACUCCUGUUGAAAUCACUACAGGUGUUACAACUGUUACUGAAUAUGAUACUACUUACACCACUUAUUGUCCCUUGCCGGAAACAACAAUUACUCUUGUUCCACCAAAUGAUCCCACAGUUUGGAGUCCAACCGAGACAAUUCCACUCCCACCAGAUGAGACUACAAUCACUCUUGAUCCACCGGAAAUCCCUAGUGUUUCCCUCCCUGACCCAUCAUCUGAUCCAGAAGUUCCAUCCUCUGAUACAAAGAUUCCAUCGACACACCUUACAGAUGAACAUCCUACAGACUCAACUGACCUCACCGGUAUUCCAACGGGUAUUACCUUGACUCCAUAUCCAUCUGAUGACACUACUACUUGGGACACGUUUGAAACGCCUUCUAGUGAAUCUGGAAUUUUUACAAUUUUGCCAAUUUCCGAAUCAGAUGCUGUUGAAGCUAGAGAUGUGAACCAGGAAGUUGCAACAGUAGCAAACGCCGGUUCAUAUAAUGAAUUAUCAUUCGUUGCUGGAGCUUUAGCCAUAGGUGCUUUAUUGGUCUAG